Molecule: messenger RNA, 1480 nt
Organism: Poeciliopsis prolifica (blackstripe livebearer)
Lineage: Eukaryota; Metazoa; Chordata; Actinopteri; Cyprinodontiformes; Poeciliidae
Product: serine/threonine-protein kinase pim-3-like
Exons: 8
Coding region: 113-1480 (455 amino acids)
Biological process (GO): protein autophosphorylation; regulation of mitotic cell cycle; negative regulation of apoptotic process
Cellular component (GO): cytoplasm
Molecular function (GO): protein serine/threonine kinase activity; ATP binding
Source: RefSeq, a predicted model, not a curated record
UCAAAUGUCAACGCCUUUGGAAUGGAACAUCUCGUCAUUGUGAUGACUCUAGAACAUUGGCAAUGAUAUCACUCCAGUGUGUACAAGUACACAUCACACCUAUCGACCGACAAUGACAUUUGAUUUUUCACAGAAACUACCUUUAAGCUUCCUCAGGAAAAUGGCAAUGACUGCUUCUAUGACUGUAAAACAACAGGAUAACAAGAGUCUGGCUAAUGAAUACAUGAACAACAUGAAUGAAUCCGGGUGCAGGAAUAGAAAGGCUGAUGUUGUCACUAAGUUGGACAACAAGAAGUUGUGGAAAGUAAGCUGCAGCAACAUCAACAGCCACAAUGCUGGUGAAGCUCACAAGGUGACCGUAAAGUUUGUCAGGGAAAGGAGAAAACGAAAAAGAAGCUUUGUUAAAAGGGAACUAGAAAAAAGAGCCAUAAACACCAGUCUGUUGCCAAGCAUAAUUGUGGUUAGCGUCAAUAGCAGCACCAACAGCGCUACAAGUGAAGAGUCGUUGAAUCGGUUGUGGAAGAGGACAGCCAGUGCUGAUGCAGAGUCCUCUGAAAGGAUCUCUCUGCCAGAACAUGGCACCAACAACUCACUCAGUGACCUUCGCACAAGCAAAUCUCACUUUGAAGGAAAGUACAAGCAGCUGGGAUUCAUUGGAAAAGGGGGCUUUGGUUCGGUCUACGCUGGCCUGCGUCUUGCCGACUCCUUACCGGUGGCCAUCAAGUACACUGACAACAAGAGAGUGCAAGGUGAACUGAGAAUGGGCUGCGUCCCCCUAGAGGUGGUGCUGAUGCAGAAAGCUGGAGGUGGGCCGCAAGCAGUCGGGAAGUUUGCCGCCGUCACCCUGCUGGACUGGUACCGUCUGGAUCAAAAGCUUGUCCUUGUUAUGGAAAGGCCGCUGUUCUCCUUGGAUCUUGCGCAGUACAUUCACUUCCGAGGAGGUCGUCUGAAGGAAGAUGAGGCCAGGGGUUUCAUGAACCAAUUGGUGAACGCCGCCGUGGAAAUGUACAAUAAAGGUGUUUUCCACCGGGACUUGAAGUUGGAGAACACGCUGGUAGAAAUCAGGCCCACAGGGCCGCGGCUCCGUAUUAUUGACUUUGGCUGCGGUAGUUAUGUGCUGAAGAAAAUUUACCACUAUUUCCAGGGUACUCUUCAAUAUGCUCCCCCAGAGUGGUUCAAACAUAAAACAUACAAACCGAUUCCCACCACAGUUUGGCAGCUGGGAGUAAUGCUUUACUGCAUGUUGCACAGCUGUCAGUUUGACACCAGGGUUUUCGCGAUGGACUGGAUUCAAUUCAGUAACAACCUCUCCCGAGAGUGCCUUGGUUUCCUCCAUCUCUGUUUGGAGGAGGAGUGUAAGAAGCGAGCCACCUUGGAGCUGCUUCAUACUCACGCCUGGCUCAGUGGACUGAGUCCUGCUUCUCCAGGCUCCGCAAUGCUUCCACCAGCAUCUGACACUUCAAUUCCAUUGCAAAUAUAA